Trifolium pratense (red clover) is the source of this 2584-nucleotide messenger RNA. Its product is annotated as MDIS1-interacting receptor like kinase 2-like. Lineage: Eukaryota; Viridiplantae; Streptophyta; Magnoliopsida; Fabales; Fabaceae. The record is from RefSeq and is a predicted model, not a curated record. The transcript has 2 exons. Gene Ontology annotation, biological process: protein phosphorylation. The coding region runs from base 8 to 2398 and encodes 796 amino acids. Gene Ontology annotation, molecular function: protein kinase activity; protein binding; ATP binding.
UGGAAACAUGAGCAAUUUAUAUUUUCUUUACCUUUAUCACAACUAUCUCAGUGGUAGUAUUCCUAGUGAAAUCGGAAAGCUUUAUUUCAUUUCCACAAUUCAGUUGUUAUACAACAACCUCUCUGGUCUAAUUCCAUCUUCAAUUGGAAACUUGGUCAAUUUGAAUUCUAUUCUCCUUUCCUCAAAUGCUCUCACUGGACAAAUCCCACCUUCAAUAGGUAACUUAGUCAAUUUGAAUACUAUUGACUUUUCACAAAAUAAACUCUUUGGAUCAAUUCCGUCCACUUUCGGAAAUUUGACAAACCUUGCUAUAUUAGAUCUUUUGUCAAAUGAUCUCAAUGGAAAUAUUCCAAUAGAUAUUAAUAGACUUACCAGUUUGGAAAUUUUGCAGUUAGGUGAUAAUAAUUUCACAGGUCAUUUACCUCACAAUAUAUGUGUUAGUGGAAAGUUGACACACUUCUAUGCUAGUCAUAACCAAUUAAAAGGUCCAAUUCCAGAGAGUUUGAAGAAUUGUUCAAGCCUUGUGAGAGUGAGACUUGACAAAAACCGACUUACUGGAAAUAUAACAUAUAGUUUUGGUGUUUAUCCAAAUUUGGAAUACAUGGAUUUAAGUUAUAAUAACUUGUAUGGCCAUCUUUCUCCUAAUUGGGGAAAGUGCAAGAAUCUCACAAGUCUCAAAAUCUCCAAUAAUAACUUAACAGGAAACAUACCACCAGAACUAGGUAGAGCAACAAAUUUACAUGAACUUAACUUCUCCUCAAACCAUCUUAUGGGAAAAAUUCCAAAGGAACUUGGAAACUUAUCUUUGUUGAUCAAACUCUCAAUAAGUAACAAUCAUCUUUCGGGAGAAGUACCUGUACAAAUUGCAUCACUGCAUGAACUAACUGUCUUGGAGUUUGCAACAAAUAAUUUAAGUGGAUUCAUCCCUGAAAAACUUGGAAGGUUGGUUAUGUUAUUGCAAUUGAAUUUGAGCCAAAAUAAAUUUGAAGGAAACAUUCCUGUUGAGUUUGGUCAAUUGAAUGUUAUAGAAAGUCUUGAUCUUAGUGGGAAUUUUUUGAAUGGAACCAUACCGGCAAUGCUUGGACAUUUAAAUAGCUUAGAAACAUUGAAUCUCUCACAUAAUAAUCUUACUGGCACCAUUCCUGUGAGCUAUGGUGAGAUGUUAAGCUUGACAACUGUUGAUAUAUCAUACAACCGGUUGGAAGGUCCGAUUCCAAACAUUCCAGCCUUUCAAAAAGCAAAUAUUGAAGAACUGAGAAACAACAAAGACCUGUGUGGUAAUGUCGCUAGCCUAAAGCUUUGUCCAACAUCUAGUGGUAACUCUCAUAAUCCAAAGACUAACAAAAUUUUGGUACUAGUUUUACCCCUCACUCUAGGCACUGUACUGAUAGCAAUAUUUGUUUAUGGGUUCUCAUAUCAUAAAUGGCGAGCUUCAAGCACAAAAAACAAUGUUGUUGAAGAAUCACAUGUUGAAAAUCUAUUUACAAUAUGGAGUUUUGACGGAAAAAUGGUGUAUCAGAACAUCAUUGAUGCUACAGAAGAGUUUGACAACAAGCAUCUCAUAGGCGUAGGAGGACAUGUAAGUGUUUACAAAGCAGAGUUGCUUACAGGACAAAUUGUAGCUGUGAAGAAACACCAUUCAUUACAAAAUGGAGCAAUGCCGAAUCUGAAAGCUUUUACAAGUGAGAUCCAAGCUUUAACAGAAAUCCGACAUCGAAACAUUGUGAAGUUAUAUGGAUAUUGUUCACAUCCAUUGCACUCAUUUUUGGUUUAUGAGUUCUUGGAGAAGGGUAGUGUGGACAACAUUUUGAAAGAUGAUGAACUAGCAACUGCAUUUGAUUGGAAAAUGAGGCUGAAUGCCAUUAAAGAUGUUGCAAAUGCUUUAUGCUAUAUGCAUCAUGAUUGUUCACCUCCGAUCGUUCAUCAUGAUAUAUCCAGCAAGAAUGUUAUUUUGGAUUUGGAAUAUGUGGCUCAUGUCUCAGACUUCGGUACAGCUAAGUUUCUUAAUCCCGAUUCUUCCAACUGGACCUCUUUUGUGGGCACAUUUGGAUAUGCUGCACCAGAACUUUCAUACACAAUGGAAGUAAAUGAGAAGUGCGAUGUGUAUAGUUUUGGAGUAUUAACUAUGGAAAUAGUUUUUGGAAAGCAUCCCAGAGAUAUUGUAUCUACUUUGUUGCAAUCAAGUGGUAUAUACCAAACAAUUGAUGCUAUGUCAUUGAAUGAUAAGUUGGAUCAACGCCUUCCUCGUCCUACGAAUGCUAUCAGGAAAGAAGUGGUAUCAAUUAUCAGAAUUGCAUGUCAUUGCUUAAUUGAAAGCCCGCAUGGUCGCCCAUCAAUGGAGCAUGUUUGCAAGGAGAUUGUAAUGUCAAAAUCAUCUUCAAAUAUAGCAAUGGGGUGAUUUGAUCUAAUGAUUUAUUAGACAAUUUUCCAUCCUUGUUUUUAAUACAGGAUAAAAGUAUUUUAUCUUGAGAAUAAAUUAUAGCUAAAAGUUAAUGUUCUCCUUGCUUUCAGUCAGAUAGAUAAUGUAUUAUUCUAUUGGUGUAACUUUGUUAUGAGUUAGUAGUGUACUCAAUUUAGCUUCUUU